Moesziomyces aphidis is the source of this 876-nucleotide messenger RNA. NCBI's taxonomy places the organism in Eukaryota, Fungi, Basidiomycota, Ustilaginomycetes, Ustilaginales, Ustilaginaceae. The record is from the annotation of a GenBank genome assembly.
AUGACGGGUGUUACAAGGACAAGCGUAUCGCUGCUGCGUGCAGCCUCUACGACCUCAGCUGCCGCAUCUAGCAGCCGGGUCGCUGUUGCUGUGGCCCGCAGAAGCGUCGCUCCGCUCGCACGAUCCAUGAUGACGGCGUCAACGUCUGCACUGCGUGCUUCUGCGCUGACACGUGCAUCCCCCGUUCUCUCGAUGCAGAGGCGAACGAUGUUCAUCCAGACCGAGUCGACACCCAACGAGGACUCGCUCAAGUUCCUGCCCGGUCGACAGGUGAUGGAGUCGGGCACGCACGAGUUCCUCGACACACGUGCUUCCAUGGCCUCGCCACUCGCCAAGAAGCUGUUCAACAUCCCCGGUAUCGUCGGCGUCUUCUACGGUCCUGACUUUGUCACAGUCAGCAAGGAUGCAGAGCACCAGUGGUCGACGCUCAAGCCCGAGAUCUACUCGAGCAUCAUGGAAUUCUUCACCGCCGGUCACCCGCUCUUCACCGACCCCGAGUCGUCGCACGGCUCGAGCGACACCGUGAUCCUCGAGACAGACUCGGAGGUCGUGGCGAUGAUCAAGGAGCUUCUCGACACGCGUGUGCGGCCGGCGAUUCAGGAGGACGGAGGUGACCUCGAGUACCGUGGAUUCGGAGAAGACACGGACGGAAUCGUAAAGGUCAAGCUCAAGGGAUCCUGCCGUGGGUGCGACUCGUCUACGGUCACCCUCAAGUCCGGCAUCGAACGAAUGCUCAAGCACUACAUCCCUGAGGUCAACGGUGUCGAACAGGUGCUCGACCCAGAGGAGGAAAUCGCUCUCGACGAGUUUGCCAAGCUCGAACAGAAACUCGAAAAGGACCGCAAGAAGGAGCGCGACAUGGGAUUCUCGCUCUGA